GAUGAACUAAAGUAGGCUUAUCCUCUAAUACGUAGCAAGGUAAAUCGAUUUUUUCCCGUGUAGAAAUUAUCAGAAAUCACAGAGAUGUUACAAGAGCACAAGUCAGACCUAGACCAUUUAAAAUAACUUGACAGAUGGCCACGGAGCACAACUAAUCACAAUUUCUAACAAUCUUCCAGGCAUAGAGAAAAAGUUGAUGAGCUGCCAAUUCGAAGUAGGAUCUCUAACAAGCGAUCUUAAGUCAAAGGCAGAAAACGCAGAUUUGAGAGACUUAAGAGAAUUUAUAGAAAAUGGCUAUCCCACAAAGGAAGACCUAGAAGCUGUCUCUAGCAGAUUUAUCAAUUACACAAAGAUUAAUCUCACUAAUAGCUUAAAGAAGGAACUUAGCGAUUUUAGUGAAGACGUUAAGUCUCAUUACCUAUCAGAGGAUAACGUUAAAAGUCUUUUCAAGAUGCUUAGAGAUGAAAUUUAUGAAAAUUUUAGCCAGAAGAAUAAUGUCAAACAUGAAUUUGAAGUGUUAGAGAACCAAAUUCCUUCAAUCGCAGAUGAUAUAAAUAAACUCAAAGCCACGACCACAAAGCAUCUAAAGGAAAUCAAUGGGAUGGCUAAAGAAGUCGAAUGUAUUGAUGUAGCGUUGAAAAGGAAAUGUGACUUGGACGCUUUUGACUCUUUCAAAAUGAGUAUAAAAUAAUUACACCUCAGCCAGCCAGAUGGAAGAUUUCACACAGGAAAUUGAGACCAAAGUUCAGGAGAUCACUGAAGGGCAAGAUACUGCCGUCCAAGAGAUGCAUAAACUCUCCAGCAUUAUCAAUAGAUUUGAUGAAAUUCUAAAUGAGAAAUGCUCUAAAAUAACAGUUGAAGAGGUAAAAGCGAGCAUCGCUGAUUUUAUCACUCAAAAGCAAAAGAAAGACCUCCAAGAUGAGUUUCAAGAGAAAAUCAAUACCCUCAAUGAACACAUUUCAACCCUUGAAUCAAGAAUAAAGAAAAACAAUUCAGACACAAUGGGGACAGUUGAAAAUGCCAUAAAAUUGGCUUCUGCCCAACUAACUCACUCAAUUCUGCCUUUAAACAGCCAAAGAUAUUGUGAAAAUGAGGAUUUUAUCGAAUCAGGCUUAAAGUCAGAAUAUCCUACCCAGUUGUUUGAAGACCAAAAUAAAAUACAUAGAAAUAGCACUGAGAUUAUUAGCCCUAGGCUUAAUCAAAACUCACAUUCUCACAAGAAAAGCCUUGAUAAGGUUCACUCCUCCAAAGGACUUGGAACAUUUGGAGUUGAUUUUACCUCAAGAAAGGAUUAUAGGUCUAAGAGUAAUCUCAGGCUUCUGAACCAAUCAGACAUUAAUUCAUCAUUCAUGGUGAGGAACAAAAGAAGGAGCAAUAACUCAACUGUUCAUAAUUUCUCAAUCCUACAAUCACUCACGCCUAACUAUGCAGUACUUCAGAGUAAGGAGAUGAAGAAUCCUCUUAACAGUACAAUGGGAUGUAUUGAGGAUAACUCUAUCUACAUAAACAGACUUCAUCUGGACAAAUCCACUAAAAAGAAGGGGCCAAAGCACAGAUAUAACAAAAAAGAUAAGAUUAAUAUUAAAAACCUGGAGUCAAAGGCUUCUAAAAUCCUCAAGAAAAAUCCUAAAUAAACUAUUGAAAAACCCUAUAUCGAUUUCUAAAAUAAAAAUUAAGACUCAGAAGAAGGAUUCUGAUAGAGAUCUAUCCAAGAUUUCUCCCAGUGGAGAAGAGAAAAUAUCCCAAUGCUCCAGUGACGAUGACCCAAUGAGAGUAGAUUCAUCCCAACUUCCAAGCAUUCUCAGGAAGAAAUAUUAAAGAUUAAAAUGAUCAAGAGUUCAAUUUCAGCAAAAAUUAUU
Messenger RNA from Moneuplotes crassus, 1859 nucleotides. NCBI's taxonomy places the organism in Eukaryota, Ciliophora, Spirotrichea, Euplotida, Euplotidae. The record is from the annotation of a GenBank genome assembly.